CUGCAAUAACAAGUGGAGGGUUAACUUAAGCCCAGAAAACGGAAAAACCACAGAAUCUCUCUCAUCUCAUCCCAUCACAGUACGCUGCAACGAAACUGAUUCCCUCCAUCCACCACUGCUUUGUCUGCUUGGCUCCCAGGACUUAUUUAGGGUUUUUUCUUUCUAAUAUAUAGCUUUGCCAGCUUCCCGCACACACUUACUCCGAAGAUCCAGAAAGGUCCUUUCCCGUUUUAGAAAUGCCAGGCAAGGACGAUGGCGGCUCCGAUAAGGAGAAGAACCUGGAGCUCUUUUUGAAGGUCGGGUUGGAUGAGCGAACGGCCAAAAACACCAUCGCCAACAACAAAGUCACAGCUAAUCUCACUGCUGUCAUUCACGAGGCCGCAGUUACUGAUGGAUGCAGUCGAACUGUUGGUAAUCUCCUGUAUACGGUUGCCACGAAGCACCCAGCAAAUGCCCUUCUGCAUCGCCCAACGUUGGUGCAAUACAUUGUAUCAUCGAAGAUCAAAACUCCAGCCCAGUUAGAAGCGGCGUUUUCAUUUUUUGCAACUACAGGGCCAGAGAAUUUCAAACUAAGCGAAUUUGAGGAAGCAUGUGGUGUUGGUGUUGAAGUUUCAGUAGAAGAAAUAAAACAAACUGUUAAUGAGGUUUUUGAAGAGAAUAAGACUGCAAUUUUGGAGCAGCGCUACAGAACAAAUGUCGGUGAUUUAUUUGCACAUGUUAGGAAGAGGCAUCCAUGGGCUGAUCCAAAAAUUGUCAAGCAAUUCAUUGAUGAAAAAUUGCAUGAGUUACUUGGUGAAAGGACUGCAGCAGAUAGUGAAAAGGUUCCUAAAAAAAAGAAAGAGAAGCCUGCUAAAGUAGAGGAAAAAGCCAUUGCUGUUUCUACUCCCGAACAGCCAUCUGAAGAAGUUCUUAAUCCAUUUUUGAUAUUCCCUCAACCGGAGGAAAAUAUUAAGGUGCAUACUUCAGUUUUCUUUAGUGAUGGAUCUAUUCUGAGAUGUUGUAACACAAAGGAACUGCUUGAGAAACACUUAAGUGUGACCGGAGGGAAAGUUUUGACCCGCUUUCCUCCUGAACCAAAUGGAUAUCUGCAUAUAGGUCAUGCCAAGGUAAAUAUACUUAUGUGUUCUAGGCUAGAUUCUUUGUCUGUGGUUGUUCCUCAUAUUAUAACCGUAAUUUUUGGUCAGGCAAUGUUUAUUGACUUUGGCCUGGCAAAAGAGAGAGGUGGAGGCUGCUACCUGCGGUUUGAUGAUACAAACCCGGAAGCUGAAAAGAAAGAAUAUAUUGAUCAUAUUCAGGAAAUUGUAAAGUGGAUGGGUUGGAAGCCCUACAAGAUCACUUACACUAGUGAUUACUUUCAAGAUCUGUAUGAUUUAGCAGUGGAGCUCAUACGAAGGGGUCACGCUUAUGUUGAUCAUCAGACACCUGACGAUAUAAAGGAGUACAGGGAGAAAAAAAUGAACAGCCCUUGGAGGGACAGGCCAAUUGCAGAAUCAUUGAAACUUUUUGAGGAUAUGAGACGAGGCCUGAUUGAAGAAGGCAAAGCAACCCUUAGAAUGAAGCAAGACAUGCAGAGCGAUAAUUUUAAUAUGUAUGACCUUAUUGCAUAUCGUAUCAAGUUUACUCCUCACCCGCAUGCUGGAGACAAGUGGUGUAUCUAUCCAAGUUAUGAUUAUGCUCACUGCAUUGUGGAUUCUCUUGAGAAUAUCACACAUUCGCUGUGCACACUUGAAUUUGAAACACGCCGUGCUUCAUACUACUGGUUAUUGCACGCACUUGGAAUUUAUCAACCAUAUGUAUGGGAAUACUCACGACUGAAUAUCAGUAACACCGUUAUGUCAAAGCGUAAGUUAAAUCGACUGGUGACAGAGAAGUGGGUUGAUGGUUGGGAUGACCCACGUCUUAUGACACUGGCUGGUUUACGACGUAGGGGUGUAACAUCUACUGCAAUAAAUGCUUUUGUUAGAGGAAUUGGAAUCACUAGAAGUGAUUGUAGUAUGAUACAUUUAAGUCGCCUCGAGUAUCACAUAAGAGAGGAACUAAAUAAAACAGCUCCUCGCUCAAUAGCUGUGCUACAUCCCCUCAAGGUGGUUAUUACUAACCUGGAAGCUAAAACUACAAUGGAUCUAGAAGCAAGGAAAUGGCCUGAUGCUCAGACAGAUGAUGCAUCUGCUUUCUACAAGGUCCCCUUUUCCAAUACUGUUUAUAUUGAGAGGUCUGAUUUUCGGCUUAAAGAUUCAAAAGAUUACUUUGGGCUUGCUCCAGGAAAAUCAGUCCUACUCAGGUAUGCGUUCCCUAUUAAGUGCACAGAUGUCAUAUUAGCUGAUGAUAAGGAAACUGUUCUUGAGAUACGGGCUGAGUAUGAUCCUACAAAGAAGACAAAGCCAAAGGGGGUGCUUCAUUGGGUUGCUGAACCUUCCCCAGGAGUUGAUCCACUCAAAGUGGAAAUCAGAUUGUUUGACAGACUGUUCCUUUCAGAGAAUCCUGCUGAGCUCGAUGAUUGGCUUGCUGAUCUGAACCCACAAUCCAAAGUGGUAAUACCCGAUGCAUAUGCUGUGCCCUCACUUCGGGGUGCUGUUGUUGGGGACACAUUUCAGUUUGAAAGGCUUGGCUAUUUUUCAGUCGAUAAAGAUUCGACUCCUGAAAAACUUGUGUUUAAUCGUACCGUGACACUGCGAGAUAGCUAUCAUAAGGGUGGGAAGUAGGGGUGUUAGUCGUGGAAAUCAGAGUGGAGAGGAAUGUGGGAAGUGGUUUUUGGCAGCAAGAAGUAACGUGUUUUGAAUAUUUGUGGUAUACAGUUGACAUCGUUUUGAACCAACCAAUUAUAUUUUGUGUAUAUUGAACCAAUUAUACGACAAAUUCAUAUAUACAGUCGGUCGAGAUGGUUUUCAUGGAA
Prunus persica (peach) is the source of this 2893-nucleotide messenger RNA. RefSeq names its product glutamine--tRNA ligase. Gene Ontology annotation, molecular function: ATP binding; glutamine-tRNA ligase activity. The record is from RefSeq and is a predicted model, not a curated record. The transcript has 22 exons. Gene Ontology annotation, cellular component: cytosol; cytoplasm. Gene Ontology annotation, biological process: glutaminyl-tRNA aminoacylation; translation. NCBI's taxonomy places the organism in Eukaryota, Viridiplantae, Streptophyta, Magnoliopsida, Rosales, Rosaceae. Bases 237 to 2702 code for a protein of 821 amino acids.